AAUUAUUCCAGACUAACCCAAGUCCAAUCCUCCUUCUCAUGUCGACCCAACCAAACGUAUUAACCCAUAUCAGAUAACUAGGAUUUUCUACCCCAACGGCUAGACCUAGUGGCCACUAUCUUAAGACGAUAUCCCACCGAGUCCGCUUGCUAUAAUAGCCAAUCAAUAUCCGUGUUCCCCACCAUGCUAGAGCACCCAUUUAUAUAAAUAGUGCCUUUGGCACUAGAAAAGAUACACACACUUUCUCAUCUCAAUACCUCUCACUCUCCUCAGAUCAAUAUUCACUUGAGCAUUAGAGUGUCUGUAGUACCACCCCCUCAACAGAUUCGAUGUUUCUAACCAGUCUAACAAAGCCGACCAUGAUCCUCAGUCCAGUUCGAAUCAUAACCUAAUGGAAUAUUAUAGAUCCUUUUCCACUUACAAAUGACAAUUCACCAAAAUAAACAAUAUUUUAUUUUCUGUUACAGUGUAAAUAUUUACGAAUUUUAUCGUCAAAAAAACAAAUUGUACGGGAGCAUCUAUUACUGUAUAGAACCGAGUGCAUGUGAUUGCUGCACCUAACCGUUAGACGUUGCGCGCCAAAAUAAACUAACCAUAACGAAUUAAGCAGUUAAAGAGAAAAGAACACUAAUCUCACAGUGUGCGUCUGCAAAAACAAAGAAUCAAGAUAAAAGAUUACAAUUUCUCUUUGUAAUUGUGAGCUUUUUUUUCUCUUCUCGUUCUUCGAUUCUUUCCAGUUUCCUAAUUGCGAACCAAAAAAGCAGCGGAAAAUUGAGAGAAAAAAAAAGCAGAAUUCGAAUCAUAAAGACGAAUGGUUCUGAUUAUCUGGUGAAAAGAAAAAUGGUUCGUAACUACGUUUACGUGAAUCUCGUCUUCGCUGUUUUCUCGGCAACUUUGAUUUCUCAGUGUUUGGCAUUCACUGAUCCACUUGACGUCACAGCUCUCCAGGAAAUGUAUAAGACCUUAAACAACCCACAAGUGCUGCAAGGAUGGAGCGGUGGUGAUCCUUGUGAGGAGUCUUGGACAGGAGUAGCUUGUUCUGGGUCCUCAGUUAUACACCUAAAAAUUCAAAGGUUGAACCUCACUGGAUAUCUUGGAGCAUCUCUCUAUAAUCUACAAAAUUUGAAGAUAUUUGAUGUCAGUUCCAACAGCAUAACAGGUGAAAUACCAUAUGGUUUACCUCCCAAUGCCACACAUAUAAACAUGGCUUGCAACUAUUUGAGCGAAAAUAUCCCCCACUCAUUAUCAAAUAUGAAAAAACUAAGACAUCUGAAUUUAAGCCACAAUUUUUUAUAUGGACCAAUUGGCAAUGUUUUCACUGGCUUAGAUAAUCUCAAAGAAAUGGACCUUUCAUACAAUAAUUUCACAGGAGAUCUGCCAAGUUCAUUUGGUUCCUUGGUAAACCUUGAGAUAUUGUUCCUGCAGAAUAACAGAUUUACUGGAUCGGUCACGUACCUGGCUGAGCUUCCACUCAUUGAUUUGAACAUUCAAGAAAAUCUUUUUAGUGGCAUUCUUCCACAACAUUUUCAGUCCAUACCAAACCUAUGGAUUGGUAGCAAUAUGUUCCAUGCAGUGGACGGCUCUCCUUCCUGGACAUUUCCUUUGGACAGUGUACCAGUUGAGCACAAUACAAGUCGCCCACCGACAACCCAAGCAAAUGCUAUAGAGAAUUAUGCUCCCCUUAAUGUAAGAAAGCACAAGAAGAAACGAAUGGGUCCUGGAGGAAUAGCUUUUAUGGUUGGUGGGGGAACAUUAUUGGUAACAGGAUUGGCACUCUUCAUAGCGAUCCGGUUGAAUACAUUUCACACUCAGAGACUGAAGAGCUUCCCCUUGGAAAGCAACCACCAUAGUUCAUUUUCUUCUCAUCCAUUUCCUUCUAAUCCAAUCAGGGAAGCCAAAGAGGUCUCUUCUACGGCAUUAGAUGAUAGCCUGCAAAUUCCACCUUUCAAUGCUGCAUCCCUUUUGGAUCCAAGGAGAUUGCCUUUCCAGAACCAUAAAAGAAUGGGGGAAACAUCAAGAAGGAGUUUUUCUGAAAGAGACAAAUUCAAUGGAAGGACAAAGGUUUACACAGUAGCUGAGGUUGAGUUGGUUACUAACAGCUUCAGUGAAGAAAACCUUCUGGGUGUAGGGUCUCUUGGCCCAGUUUACAGAGCUGAAUUCCCAGAUAGCAAGGUUUUGGCAGUGAAGAAUAUUCAAAUGGCGGGCCUGUCUUUCAGUGAAGAGGAAAAAUUCUUAGAUGUUGUCUGUACAGCUUCCCGUCUGAAGCACCCCAACAUCAUUGCACUUAAAGGUUACUGUUUGGAGCACGGACAACAUCUUCUUGUCUACGAUUAUGUCAGAAAUUUAACUCUAGACGAUGCUCUACACAGUGCAGCAUACAAACCUUUAUCUUGGGGCAUCCGUUUAAGAAUUGCUCUAGGUGUUGCACAAGCUCUUGACUAUCUGCACUCCACGUUCUCCCCUCCUGUCGCCCAUGGCGACUUGAAGGCUGCCAAUAUUAUGCUGGACGAAAAUCUGAUGCCUCGUGUUUCUGACUGUGCAUUGGCUAUAUUAAAACCACUGACCAACACUAAAGCCAAAAUUCGGGCUUCUGAGAUUGCUAUUAGAGAUACUGGGUACAGUUCACCUGAACAUGGCCAACUGGGAAUUAGCAACACAAAGAGUGAUGUCUUUGCCUUUGGGGUGUUGCUUUUGGAGCUGUUAUCAGGAAGAAAACCUUUUGAAAGUUUUAUGCCAAAGGAAGAGCAGUAUCUAGUAAAUUGGGCUUCGACAAGGCUUCAUGAUAACGAGAGUUUGGAGCAGAUGGUGGAUCCUGCAAUUAAAAGAACAUUCUCAUCCAAGGCUCUUUCUCGUUAUGCUGAUAUCAUCUCCCUAUGCACUCAGCCUGUGAAGGAAUUUCGAUCUCCAAUGUCUGAAAUAGUGGACUCUCUUGUAUCUUUUAUGCAAAAGCUCAACUUGUCAAAGAGUUGCGGUGGUGUAGCAGCAGAUGGAACUGAACUUGACCCACUUGAGAGGUCUUUCCGUACAACCACCUCCCGAUUUAUGCCUUCACCCUCAUUGAGCUAUGUAUCCGCCUGAUUCAUGUACUAAACUUGUAUAGGGCAGAAGAAGCUAUACUCUGUGUGCAAACUUGUUGACGUUAACACACUAGGAAUUUUAGUUGACCUGUAUUCUUGUGUUCCCUGCAUUUUCUUUUCGCAUGAAGUAGAACAUUUUUUUUUUAAAAAGUAUUAUUUUUAGACUACUGAAAUGAGGUUCGCUUAAUUUUUUUUAAAAUUGAAGGAGGAAUAUUUUGAUUGAU
Cicer arietinum (chickpea) is the source of this 3301-nucleotide messenger RNA. RefSeq names its product protein STRUBBELIG-RECEPTOR FAMILY 2. The record is from RefSeq and is a predicted model, not a curated record. NCBI's taxonomy places the organism in Eukaryota, Viridiplantae, Streptophyta, Magnoliopsida, Fabales, Fabaceae. Gene Ontology annotation, biological process: protein phosphorylation. Gene Ontology annotation, molecular function: protein kinase activity; protein binding; ATP binding.